Pan troglodytes (chimpanzee) is the source of this 16181-nucleotide messenger RNA. It is a transcript of the gene P2RY14, whose product is annotated as purinergic receptor P2Y14. The coding region runs from base 8937 to 9953 and encodes 338 amino acids. Gene Ontology annotation, cellular component: membrane. The transcript has 3 exons. NCBI's taxonomy places the organism in Eukaryota, Metazoa, Chordata, Mammalia, Primates, Hominidae. Gene Ontology annotation, biological process: G protein-coupled receptor signaling pathway. Gene Ontology annotation, molecular function: G protein-coupled purinergic nucleotide receptor activity. The record is from RefSeq and is a predicted model, not a curated record.
GGGAUUACAGACACCUGCCACCACGCCCAGCUAAUUUUGUAUUUUUAGUAGAGACAGGGUUUCUCCAUGUUGGUCAGGCUGGUCUCAAACUCCCCACCUCAGGUGACCCGCCAGCCUCGGCCUCCCAAAGUGUUGGGAUUACAGGCGGGAGCCAUCACGCCCGGCCCAGUGCUAUGUUCUUUUUGUUGUGCUUUAACUUAUACUACAUGUAGUCUUUUCAAAGUAUCAAACAUUCCAUUGAAAAGAAAGACUAUAUUUAAAAGCAAUUAAUACUGUCUGUGUUUGGUAAAACACAAAACUCAAAAUGAAUGGUAGCUAUUGCUACAGAAUGUGAUGAGAAUAAGAGAUGACAAGACAGCGUAGCUCAAGGUGAGGCAUGACUAAACUCAGAGGGCAUGAGAGUGCUACCCUGUGGAGGUGAGGCAGCCGGGCUCGUCAACAUCCAGAGCUGCAAAUGACCCAGAUCUGCAGAAACUAGAGAUGUUCAGGGGAGGAGGGGAAAGAAAUGGGGCUGCUCAGAUGCCAGAACAGCAGGCUCUGAGCUCCAAGAGGGCAGGGACAAUGUUGGUGUUUUUUAUAGCUUUAUCACCAAUAGCACAUACACUGUCUGGUAAUAGGUGUUAGAAGAAUAUUUGAAAGGUGAAAAGAAAAUUUUGUUUUAUAGAUGAUGGUUUUAAACAAUAUUAAAAAAAAUUUAGUUUCAAGGGUACAUGUGAAGGUUAUAUAGGUAAACUCAUGCCACAGGGAUUUGUUGCAGAUUUUUUUUGUCAGGUACUAAGUCUAGUACCCAAUAGUUAUCUUUCUGCUCCUCUCCCUCCUCCCACCCUCCACCCUCAAGUAAGCCUCAGUGUCUACUGUUCCCUUUGUGUCCAUGAGUUCUCAUGAUUUAGCUCCCACUUAUAAGUGAGAACAUGUGGUAUUUGGUUUUCUGUUCCUUUGUUAGUUUACUAAGGAUAAUGGUUUCCAGCUCCAUCCAUAUUCCCACAAGACAUGAUCUCAUUCUUUUUUUAUGGCUGCAUAGUAUUCCAUGGCGUAUAUGUGCCACAUUUUCUUUAUCCAAUCUGUCACUGAUGGACAUUUAAGUUGAUUCCAUGUCUUUGCUAUUGUGAAAUAGUGCUGAAAUGAACAUUCAUGUGCAUGUGUCUUAAUGGUAGGAUGACUUCUAUUCCUCUGGGUUUAUACCCAGUAAUGGGAUGGCUGGGUCAAAUGGUAGUUCUGUUUUCACACCAAUCAGAAUGGCUAUCGUUAAAAAGUCAAAAAAUAACAGAUGCUGGCAAGCUUGCAGAGAAAAGAGAACACUUCUACACAUUGGUGGGAGUGUAAAUGAGUUCAACCAUUGUGGAAAGCAACACUGUGAUUGCUCAAAGAGCUACAAACAAUGUUUUAAAUAAAGACUACUUUGGCAUAGAGGAGUAUAUAGAAAGAGAAAAGAAAAUGGCCAAGAAUAGAACAAGAAACAUCAAUUUUAAGGAUGGGCAGAGGAGACCCCACAGGAAAGUAAGAAGGAAACGUAAGAAAAAUAGCAGAGACACCCAGGAGACUGUUAUUAGGCAUUUGUUACCUGUCAGGCAUGGAGCACAGGACCCUUCCCUCAAAACCAACACACACACGUGUGUGUGUAUACAUGUGCAUAUAGGCAUGCAUAUAUCAGCAAAAAAAGUCCAUGAAUACACAAGUUUACACACACAUACAAACAUAACACUUUGUUUUCUUGUACUGAAGUACUUUCAAAAUAAGUUGCAGGUAAUCAUGACCCUUCCCUUCUAAAUACUUCAAUAUGCAUCUCUAAAUACUCUCUCGCUUAACCAUACCAUCAAUAUUUCUGGGAAGAUUAUUACUCAGUAAUAUCACCUAAUCUAGAAUCUGUAUUCAGAGUUAUACAACUGUCUCAAAACAAUUUGUAUGGCUAUUCCCUCCAGUCAACAAUCACCACUCAUUAAUGGUGUUAUUUCUCUUUGGCCUGUUUUAAUCUACGACUGUCCCCUUCCAGCCCAUCAUGUUUGUUUCUCGUGGCAUUGAUUUUUUAAAAGAGUCCAGGCUGGUUGCUUUAUCAAAUGUUUCAUAUUCUAAAUUUGUCUGAUUGCUCAUUGAAGAUUUUUGAUACAGUUUAUUACAAAAGUAUGUUGUGUACAUCUAAUUACAUCAUAUCAGGAGGCAUACGAUGUCAGAUUAUCUCACUUUUGGUAAAGUUGGAUCAUUCAGUGACCACCAGAUCUCUCUGCUUCAGAGGUAUACUUUUCAUUACUCUAAAUGAUGGGGGAGUAUGUUUUCAGACUGAAAGAUACUAUUCUCCCACACCCAUUCACCCAGUGGCUUUUGGCCACAAUUGAAGCUUAUUGCCUGAAUCAGUUAUCACACUGAGGUUGCAAAAUGGUGAUGUCCUAAAUUCUACCCUUCUUCUACCUUUACUAGCCAGCAUUCUUCUGUAAACAAGAGCUUUCUCAUUCGCAUCCUACCUUUUUGUAAUCUGUACUUUUAAUAUCACCAUAAACUCCUAAAUUUGUUUCGGUUUUCAAUGUAUUUUCAUCCGUUGCUAUCAUUCUCAUUAAUGCCCAAACUGUCCCAGAUCUAGGAGUGCCCUCAAGUCGGCUUCUGUGUCCUUUUUUAGCAUUUCCUAAUCGGUCUGAGCACCUCCUUGCUUUCUGAUCAAAAGAUGUCACAACUCAGCUUAUACUUUUCCUGUAUCUGAUCGGAAAUCAGUAAUUUCUCUUAAGGAGCCCUGUUUCCUUUCAGUGGCUAGUGAGAGUUCCAAACAAGAUGAGCUCACUGACAGUGGGAAGUCACUACUUCUGCAUUGGCAGGGGGGUUUCACUUUUGUUAUUUAAAAAUGGCUUCAGCAAGUUUACAGCUAUUGGGGUGUCAUGACUUACAGACAUACAGAUUUUAUUACUUUUCUUUAUUAAGGACUUUGAGCAGGUUUAAAGUUUGAAGGGAAGUAGCCCUUAGAAAGAGACGUUGAAAACAGAAAAGAGAAAAGCAACACAUAGAGUUCAAAGAAACAUUAGAAGGAAGUGGAAGUGCAUUUAAAAAAAAAAAAAAAAAAGCAUGGAGUAAAACAAAACUAGUCCUGGCACAUUUCACAGUCCAAGGAUGUCAAUGAGCAUCAAAGUGUAGUGUAUAGUAUAAAGAGAAAGGAGUGUUUAUCAGAAUUUUUUUACAUACAGGUAUUAUAUCUGAGGCAAUAAUGAAAUGGCAUCUAACAGCUCCCCUGGGGCAGGGCAAGACAUAAGACUAUUUUCUUACACUGUACUUGACUGACUUCUAUUGAAAUUCAUGGGAAAGGUGAAAUAUCACAAGUGGAAUGUUCUAAAACAGACACGCAUAUUCAAGAACAGAUAGAUCCCGGCCGGGUGCGGUGGCUCACGCCUGUAAUCCCAGCACUUUAGGAGGCCGAGACUUGCGGAUCACAAGGUCAGGAGAUCAAGACAAUCCUGGCUAACACGGUGAAAUCCCGUCUCUACUAAAAAUGCAAAAACAAAAAUUAGCUAGGCGUGGUGGCGGGCACCUGUAGUCCCAGCUACUUGGGAGGCAGAGGCGGGAGAAUGGCGUGAACCCAGGAGGUGAAGCUUGCAGUGAGCUGAGAUCACACCACUGCAGUCCAGCCUGGGCAACAGAGCGAGACUCCAUAUCCAAAACAAAAACAAAAAACAAAAAAACAGAUCCCAACAUGUGAGCCUAGGACUCAUAAAAAGUAAAGGUCUUUGAUUUCAAAUACAACUUGAACAACAUCUUCAAGCUGCAUAAAAGUACAUCUUUCACCCUUAAGUCCUACUAAGUUUGCAACUAAUACAGUUGCUCCAUUGUUGCAUGCUCUAGUUAAUAAAACACAAAUUCGUUUAAGAAUUGCUCAAUUCGCCUGGCGCAGUGGCUCAUGCCUGUAAUCCCAGCACUUUGGGAGGCCGAGGCAGGCAGAUCACGAGGUCAGGAGAUUGAGACCACGAUGAAACCCCAUCUCUACUAAAAAUACAAAAAUAAGCCAGGCGUGGUGGUGGGCACCUGUAGUCCCAGCUACUAGGGAGGCUGAGGCAGGAGAAUGGCAUGAACCCGGGAGGCGGAUCUUGCAGUGAGCCAAGAUCGUGCCUCUGCACUCCAGCCUGGGCGACAAAGUGAGACUCCGUCUCAAAAAAAAAAAAAAAAAAAAAAUUAGCUGGGCAUGGUGGCACGAGCCUGUAGUCCCAGCUACUCAGGAGGCUGACGCAGGAGAAUCGCUUGAACCCGGGAGGUGAGGUUGCACUGAGCGGAGAUCACAAAACUGCCCUCCAGCCUGAGCAACAGAGCAAGACUCCGUCUCAAAAAAAAAAAAAAAAAAAGAAUUGCUGAAUUUAUAAGUUAUUACCACAGUAUGUUUUAUUAAAAUCAAAGAACCCUCUAACAGGGAUUAAUACACAAAACAGGGAGGAAACAUGCAACAUUUUGGGUUAGAGAGUAUAUGGGAAUCACUUCUGUACAGUAUUUCUACUCCCACUUAAAAUUCUGGAUAUUUAUAUUCUUUUCCUUUGGCUAUGUAAGCCUGAAUCUUGAACAAACAUACAAGUGGUUGAUAUUCAGCUAAGCAGUUAAAGCUGUUGUUUUCUCACACAUGGAAAUUUGUCUUCAUCUUCACAGCAGAGGAUAACCACUAAUGGUCUAACAGCCCCAUGAUCUGCAGAUCUGAGUACUGCUUGCCUGAGAAAUGCAAACACCAUCUCAGUGAGGCGAAAAGAGGUCAUGGAUUCAUUUCCUUGCCUGGCCCCAGGGAAUAGGACCACAUAUUCCAAAACAAUGCUGCAGAAGAACAGGCUGGAAAAAAUUCAGUAAUUCAGGCAGCUCAACCUAGUUCCAGGAGAAAAAAGAAUUGGUUCCCAAAACCCUGAAGCCAGGAGUGAUGCAGAGCUUUGUGCCACUCUCAUGAAAGAUUAGCAUUGUGUAGGGACUGGUAAAUUAGAACUGAAACACUCUGGACUUCAUACAUAUGCUCUGUUGUUGAGUGCCACUUCCUGUCACUAGAAUAGAGGGAUCAUCAGAAGCAAAACCUCUCCCAAUUUGUCCCUUGUUCAAGCACUGCUGGGCCACAUACUGGAGGAAGCUCAGAGCACUCUGCAAAAGGUCUACUGUGCCUCCUGCAGCCCUGAAUUUCAGUGUAGAAGAGCGUCAACUUAAAUAAACUUAAAGAAGAGGGGAAACUGUCAGCAGCCUGACAGUUUAUUCUGUUAUCAGCUGAGUCACUCCCUGUAUGCGCAAUGUUCCCACUGAGUCACAGCCUGCCUCACACCAGGUAUUUUAUUCUUAUGGGAACAGGAACCCUAGAUGUAGCUGAGGUAGCUACUACUUCUCCCCUCAUUUUAGACAUGUAAAAACUGAUACACAAAGGCAGUUAGUAAUUAUCGCAAUAUUCUAGCGCCAUACAUGUAGCCAAGGCCCACUGUAUCCCACAAGCAUGCAUGUAAUCAUUAUGCUGCACUGUCUGUCCUCUGUCCACUAUUCCAACAGAGCAGUAAAUAAAGCACACUUCACAUUCCUAGACCUUAGCAUACGGAUUACUUACUGCUGAUGAGUUAUUCAAUUACAGUUAAGGUCUGACCCCAACAAGAAAGCUAAAUUCUCUUCCUGUAUCAAAAUCAUCUGAAACAUACCUACCAUUAAGGGGUCAUUCCAGUGGUUCUCAAGAAAAUUUAGAAAUGUGUGGGGACAUGGCUGGUUGCACAAACCAUGGCGUUCUACUGCCACCUAGUGGAUACAGGCCAGGGAUGCGGCUAAACACCCAACAAUACACAAGACAGCCUACCCACAAAGAACUGAAACCGAAAAAAACAGUUAACAGUACCAAGGCUGAGAAACCCUGGACUAUUCCAAUCAUUAUAGGCAAAAAAUUACAGGUCCAUCCUGACUACCAAGAUGCAGUCCCUAGAGUAAAGGCUAAUAGUGGGUGGCCAUUUUCCUGGCCCCCAGUUUGCCAUUCGGGAAGACUGCAUGACUAUGUAUCCAUUGGAGGUCAUGAGGUGCCUAUGCCACACCUCACCCUCCACUGACAGCUCCCAUGAUCCAUUUGCAUAAUCACAAAGUGAAGACAGGCUGGAGUUCUUAGACAUGCCAAAUAUGCUAGACUUGCACUCUGCCACAAGCUAUGCCAAAAGUGUUUUGAAGGAAGCGAUUAGAAUACAAAGUAAAGACUAUGUUUGGAUAUUAUCAGUUUAUAAUCCAACCUAAUCCGUCCCCCCUUCCCAUUCUCACACAUAAUCAAGAGUUGGAUCUGUUUGUAGCAGAAAUUCAGAUUUCUUUUAUCUUUAUGGGUUGUAAAGACUGUGAAUACGAAGAUCAAGAGGGAAUCAAGAGAGGGCCGAAUUUAUGCUUUGGUGGAGGAGGAAGUUCUUGGGUAUCUGCAAUUCAGCCUAAGAAGAAUAUUUAGAUAUUUCUAAUGUGAAAACUUAGCACAGCUCCUCAAUGAAAGUAUGUGGCCACACCAUUCAGCCAAUUUUAAGUUACAUUAACACAUGUUGGUCACUGACCUGGAUUCUAACUGAAGGUAAAGUCGAUGGGUCACAGCAGCAGGAGUUAGGAUCAAGUGACCUGAUCUUGAGCUCACAUCUCCUGCCAGAGAAAACUGGCUGAAGGUGACAAACAGCAGCAAGCAGAGCUCUCCUUGUGCCAGGGGCCCCAGGGGAUCUGCGUGUGGCAUCCGAACCACAUGCAGCAGAUCUGGGUUUCUCCCUGCAGAAGAGUUUCCACCAUUUAUAGGUUAAUGUUACCUGUUGUAAUCACCAUUCAUGAUAGUCCGACUCUGUAUCUCUCUUUGGAUAUCAACGCAGGAGAUAGAAAACUGAGUCAAAAAAUCAGAAACUCAUUUUAAAUACUUUUAGAAACUGGCAAAUCAAAAGGAGGUUCUCUAUGCCGCAGUAUCUGGAAGAUAACUGAAGAAACUGAAGGCAUCCACCUCAUGCAAAACCUUAAAACUCAGAUCAAAAACAAAAAUAAUAUAUAUACUCUCAAACAUACACACAUGCACAUUCCUUUCCUGAAAAAAAAAAACACUGGCUGACUUCUCAAGAUGCGACUCCAGCAAAAUGUUGAAGGGCCUGUGUAAAGGAUCACAUUCAUAUAAAACAUGCUGCCCCCACAUUCUUUCAGGAGCAGGGGAGCCCUGGCUUGGAAUCAAUCAGACAUUAGUUUGAAUACUGUCUGGCUAUGUGUUAGGUGCCCUUUGAUGAAUCACUUAACCAUUUUAAGCAUCACUGUCCUCAUUUGUAAGGUAAACGUUUACUCAUUGGCAAGAUUCCAUCAUGUUACCCAAGAGCUUAGGCCAUCCAUUUUCCCCCACUGUGAAAGCCUCUCGUGUCAGUCUUGAUGCCUGUUCCUAUAGCUCUCUCACCCCAAAACUCCUUCCCUCUUCUUUGCCUAGCUAAAGCCAACUCAUUUGUCAAUCUUCACUAUCACAUGCUCCAGGAAAGCUGCCCUGAUGCCACCAUUUCUGAAACUAGAUACGUGCUCACUGUGUUCCUGUGCUUCCUCCUUCAAUGAUGACCCCAUGUCAUACCUUGAAGUGUCCCUCUGUUCAGCCUCCCCCUAGACUGGAAUCUUCCUGAGAGUUCCCUGAUGUGUUUCCAUAGGGCAUGGCAGCAUGUUCUGAUGGCUUUAGUGAGCAAAUGAACAAAAGGCCUUGGCAAAGGAAGAAAUAUCAGGGGUACACAGGAGCCAAAGGUUACAAUGUACUUUAUAAACAGCAGAUUUCAACAAGGGGAAAUCAAUGAUAUCAAAAACUGCAAAGAGGUCAGGAAAUAGAAUAACUGAGAAAAAGACAACAGACUUAGAAAUUAGGUCCCUGACAGCUUCUGGGAAGUGUGGUGAGUGUCAAACAUCAAAUGCUCUGGGUGAUGAAAAAAGAUAGGGGGUGGGAGAGUUCCUUCUUCUGGGUGAAGGAGAAAGUGAGAUUCUCCUUGACUGAGCCUAGACAGGGCACGGACAAGAGUGCCACAGGAAUGCAGAACACGGAUGAGACAGUUAUUUGUAAAUUAUUUUAGUAACAUAAAAUGUAAUAACACAACUAUAAAUACACGACACAUGAAUACUAUGAAAACCACAUAGGCGAUCACAUUGACACCAAAAAAAAAAAGUGUUAAACAUUAAGGCAUGAGAGAUUAAAGCAGCAAGAAAAUGGCUUCAGUAAGUUUAAAAAUGUAUAAAUGAUUACAUACAUCUAUACUAUUUUCUAUUGAUACAGAAUCAGCUAGAAAACAAGUAUUUAUCUCAUAGAAAAAGAUCCAGAGCACUGUGUGUUAAAGCUUUUGAUGUCUGGACUGAAAGGAAGGAAAAAAAUAUAUAAAAGUUGUACCUUUAUAAGAACUGAAAAAAGAAGAGGAAGAAAAAUGCACGUCAUAAGUGGGUACUGAUAAAAGCAUUAUUUGAAGGCAAUCCAUUCUCCAUAGAUAUUUCUAUUCCUAAUUAUGAAACAAUUUAAAUAUACAAAAACAGAAGUGCAGACACUAAUGUUGAUAACACCAAUGUACCAGUCACCAGUGUUAAUAGGCAGUAAUAUUAGGCAUAUUUGAUUCAGAAUUUAAGAAAUAAAAUAUCACAGAUACAGCAAAGUCCAACCACCCUACCACUUAUAAGCUCCCACUUGUAAGUUAAAACACGAGGUAUUUGGUUGGGUGUAAGGAGGCUGGACUUGCUCCUACUUCCCUCCCCAGGAGUAGGCAAUGUUCUUUUCUUUUUUUCUUUUAGGUUCAACAGUUACAUGUGCAAGUUUGUUACUUGGGUAUAUUGUGUGACACUGAGCUUUUGGGCUUCUAGUGAACCCAUCACCCAAAUAGUGAACAUAAAACCCAAGAGAUCUUUAAUGAAAAAACACUUGGGCCACUUCAAGACGACAAACGCUCACUGGGCAAAACACCUUCACUGAAAAGAGACCUCAUAUUAUGCAAAAAAAAUCUUAAAAGGCCUCUGCCUUCAGAAGUUACAAGAUGAUCAAUUCAACCUCCACACAGCCUCCAGAUGAAUCCUGCUCUCAGAACCUCCUGAUCACUCAGCAGAUCAUUCCUGUGCUGUACUGUGUGGUCUUCAUUGCGGGAAUCCUCCUCAAUGGAGUGUCAGGAUGGAUAUUCUUUUACGUGCCCAGCUCUAAGAGUUUCAUUGUCUAUCUCAAGAACAUUGUUAUUGCUGACUUUGUGAUGAGCCUGACUUUUCCUUUCAAGAUCCUUGGUGACUCAGGCCUUGGUCCCUGGCAGCUGAACGUGUUUGUGUGCAGGGUCUCUGCCGUGCUCUUCUACGUCAACAUGUACGUCAGCAUUGUGUUCUUUGGGCUCAUCAGCUUUGAUAGAUAUUAUAAAAUUGUAAAGCCUCUUUGGACUUCUUUCAUCCAGUCAGUGAGUUACAGCAAACUCCUGUCAGUGAUAGUAUGGAUGCUCAUGCUGCUCCUUGCUGUUCCAAAUAUUAUUCUCACCAACCAGAGUGUUAGGGAGGUUACACAAAUAAAAUGUAUAGAACUGAAAAGUGAACUGGGACGGAAGUGGCACAAAGCAUCAAACUACAUCUUCGUGGCCAUCUUCUGGAUUGUGUUUCUUUUGUUAAUCGUUUUCUAUACUGCUAUCACAAAGAAAAUCUUUAAGUCCCACCUUAAGUCAAGUCGGAAUUCCACUUCGGUCAAAAAGAAAUCUAGCCGCAACAUAUUCAGCAUUGUGUUCGUGUUUUUUAUCUGUUUUGUACCUUACCAUAUUGCCAGAAUCCCCUACACAAAGAGUCAGACCGAAGCUCAUUACAGCUGCCAGUCAAAAGAAAUCUUGCGGUAUAUGAAAGAAUUCACUCUGCUACUAUCUGCUGCAAAUGUAUGCUUGGACCCUAUUAUUUAUUUCUUUCUAUGCCAGCCAUUUAGGGAAAUCUUAUGUAAGAAAUUGCACAUUCCAUUAAAAGCUCAGAAUGACCUAGACAUUUCCAGAAUCAAAAGAGGAAAUACAACACUUGAAAGCACAGAUACUUUGUGAGUUCCUACCCUCUUCCAAAGAAAGACCACAUGUGCAUGUUGUCAUCUUCAAUUACAUAACAGAAAUCAAUAAGAUAUGUGCCCUCAUCAUAAAUAUCAUCUCUAGCACUGCCAUCCAAUUUACUUCAAUAAAAUUCAAAUAUAAGUUUCCACGCUUUUUUGUAACAUCAAAGAAAACAUACCCAUCAGUAAUUUCUCUAAUACUGACCUUUCUAUUCUCUAUUAAUAAAAAAUUAAUACAUACAAUUAUUCAAUUCUAUUAUAUUAAAAUAAGUUAAAGUUUAUAACCACUAGUCUGGUCAGUUAAUGUAGAAAUUUAAAUAGUAAAUAAAACACAACAUAAUCAAAGACAACUCACUCAGGCAUCUUCUUUCUCUAAAUACCAGAAUCUAGUAUGUAAUUGUUUUCAACACUGUCCUUAAAGACUAACUUGAAAGCAGGCACAGUUUGAUGAAGGGCUAGAGAGCUGUUUGCAAUAAAAAGUCAGGUUUUUUUCCUGAUUUGAAGAAGCAGGAAAAGCAGACACCCAGACAAUCACUUAAGAAACCCCUUUGAUGUAUUUCAUGGCACUGCAAAGGAAAAGGAAUAUUACUUGUAUACUUAGCAAGAAAAUUUUUUUUUUCUGAUAGCACUUUGAGGAUAUUAGAUACAUGCUAAAUAUGUUUUCUACAAAGACUUACGUCAUUUAAUGAGCCUGGGGUUCUGGUGUUAGAAUAUUUUUAAGUAGGCUUUACUGAGAGAAACUAAAUAUUGGCAUACUUUAUCAGCAACUUCCCCUGUUCAAUAGUAUGGGAAAAAUAAGAUGACUGGGAAAAAGACACACCCACACCGUAGAACAUAUAUUAAUCUAUUGGCGAAUGGGAAAGGAGACCAUUUUCUUAGAAAGCAAAUAAACUUGAUUUUUUUAAAUCUAAAAUUUACAUUAAUGAGUGCAAAAUAACACAUAAAAUGAAAAUUCACACAUCACAUUUUUCUGGAAAACAGACGGAUUUUACAUCUGGAGACUUGGCAUAUGGUUACUGGCUUAUGAGCUACCAAAACUAAAUUCUUUCUCUGCUAUUAACUGGCUAGAAGACACUCAUCUAUUUUUCAAAUGUUCUUUCAAAACAUUUUUGUAAGUAAUGUUUGUAUCUAUUUCAUGCUUUACUGUCUAUAUACUAAUAAAGAAAUGUUUUAAUACUGUCUAUUUUUUCUUAAUAAUCAACAUAUGAGGAAACAUUACCAGAUUUCCUCACAGUCAAGACAUAUGUAGUUUCUUUAUAUGCUCAAUUAUGCAUGCUAAUACAAUGGAGACAGUUACAUAGAGAAUUCAAAAAUUCUAUCUGCCAGUGACUUUUCAGAAGAAGUACUCCAGAUAGGGCAUGGUGGCUCACACCUGUACUCCCAACACUUUGGAAGGCAAAAGUGGGCAGAUCACUGAAGUCCAGGAGUUCAAGACCAGCCUGGGCAACAUGGCGAAACUCUGUCUCUACAAAAAAAAUAUAAUUAGCCAGGCAUCGUGGCAUACGCCGAUAGUCCCAGUUACUGGGGAGACUGAGGUGGGAUGAUCACCUGGGCCCAAGAGGCAGAGGUUGCAGUGAGCCAUGAUUGUGCUACUGCACUCCAGCCUGGGCAACAGAGCAAGACCCUAUGUCAAAAAAAGAAACAAAAGUACUUCAUAUGUCCUAUAACCUCAUCAAUAUUUUAGGCAAAACUCAGAAAAAAAAUAUCCUAAAUUGGGGAAAAGCUGGACAGGUUUUUUUUCCCUCAGUAUCUACUUUCCACUGUCCUAAUAGUUCCCAAUUCUGGGUCAAUCAGACCGUCUCAAAAAAUAAAAAACGAAAAUUGCUAUGCUAUCACAAAUGUGCUUGGUAAACUAAGCUUGCUAUAAUUGUUUAUCUAACUACAUCUGCAAAAAAAAAAAAAAAAAAAACAAAGACGAAACAAAAAAAAAACAAAGGCAGUGUUUAUUCUUCACAACUUACAUUGGCCAGGACAAAUGAGUAAAUACUAGGGUUUUAAAUGCCCCCUACUGGGCCAUGGUAAAAAGUGAAAGUGAAAAAGAGAAGAUGAGUAUCACCAAGAAAUGCCUUUGUAAGCACGUGCUAAAGCAGAAUAGCAAUGCAAAAGUAAUAUUUUUCAGGAAACAACAUGGACUGCAGAUAAGGAUAUUGUGAAGCAACAGCUGAGUAAUAGUUACUACCUAUUAGAACUUUCAGGUCCAGAGUAACAACUAAAAACCAAGUGGCAGAGCACCAGUAAUAAUAAACUAACCCAGCGACUUCCCAGAAAUCACUAGCACUAGUGUAGGUGGGCAACAGGGAACACUUGCCAGGUCCUUUUGUAGAUAAAGCUAUAGUGCAGGCACGCCAGUGUUCAGGGUGCCCACCGAGGCUUACAACUCAGGUGCCUGCAGAAGGCACUGUAAACACAGCUGUAAGGAAACAUGGGAAGCUAAUGACAGUCUGCUGAGAGCCUCUGCCUCAGAGUCUCUGCCAAGAGAGGCCAAAGGGCUCUCAGCUCUAGUCAAUUAUUUCCUCAUUUUUCAAGAUACGAAAAGUCACAAAGUUUUUCCAUUGCUGGGGCACCAAUGAAAAGAAAAUAUACCUGCAGAUAGAAUAUGCCAAUGGCUACUCUGUAACAUGUGGAAUGCAGAAAUCUCACAGAAAGAUAUUCAAAAGUCACUCAUGACGACUAAAAACCUCCCUUUAACAGAAAUCCUUACAUUCCAUUUUGAUGCAUAAGUGAUUCAACCACCUAUAAAAAAUGUUUUAAGGUGUUUUUAUAAAAGGAAUAUUUGAGAUAAGAGUAAUCAAGAAACAGAUCAUAGAAAGAUCAUAAUCAUAUGAAAAGAUUACACACUGACAUCUACCCACUGAGGUGGGUGAACCCUGCAAUGGUCUUUUACGAAAUGUUGUCAUCACUAGUGCUCAUUCGUUGGUCAUCUUCAGCCUCCGUCUUCUUUGUCCAGAAACAGAAGCAAAACUUUUCCUUUGGGAAAGUCAUUCUGUCCUGUUCUCAACCAUGCAGCUAUCAUAUGCAGCUGACCCCAUCCCCCACAUAAGGGGCCAGCCAUAACUGACUCUAGGCAAUCAGCAUGUCUGAUUCCACUGGCCACAAGUUGGGAUGGAACAUGAUCCAAUUUGACCUAAUAAGAGCAAGUUCUAGGCUUCUGAAAAAAUUAUCUGGAGGGUGUGCCAUGAAGAUAUAAGAUCUAGAAGCACUUCUUUCAUCUGGCUACCAUAGGAAAGAGAGCCUAAAGCACCCUAUGAGUUGAAAUUGACACCAUGGAAGGCACACUGAAGACAUGGUACAAACCCAGUCCUGGUUACAAAGCUGAGUGCCUGCAUCAGUCCUAACCUAAAACCAUACCCACAGCCAAUAAGCCCAAUUUUAAUUGGUUUCUUUUCUCUUUCUUUCUUUUGGCAACUACAAAUGAGAAACUCGUGAUACACUGGCUUUAUCUAACAGAGUAAUCUAAAGAGUUCAGAAGUUCUAGAAAACACCCUCACACAAAGCUGUACUUCUGCUUGAUGAUGUUAGUCAAGUAUGUGUCAUUAGUUCUGUGCUCUAUCCUUAACCCUAUCGCUGCCAUCUGUAUCUUUCAACUCUGGAGAAAAAGCAUCAAUAAAUACAAAAAACAUCUGUAACAUCAAGAGAUAAUAUUAUACAAAUUACAAAUAUAACAGAUCACUCCCCCAAAAUGACACGGGGUUUCUUUCAGGUAAGCAGCACUGUGAGGGUUUGUGUGUUUGGUACUGUGUGGUCUUCAACAGUAAAAGCCAUUACAUCCUUUUGUUCACUAUUUUCCACAAGACUCUAAUGGCAUGUGGAUUACCGUUUCAAGACAAGACAUGCCCGUCAAAAAAACCACUUUAACAAAAUGUAGUUUUUCUUUCCCACAGGUCACUUUUCAAAAUGUUUUAACCACUUUAUAGUACUGCUUGUACAAAAUGAUUAAAUGUCGUAUUAAUUUCUCUGCAGUAAACGUAUGUGAUAAAUAUUACAUGUAAAUCAGCUACAAAAAAAGAAACAAGAAAGUGCGCCCCAAAGCAAUCUCAAGAUUUUUAGGAAAUAUGAGAUGUUACUGCAUUCCUAUCUCCCCCUGCAUCAAUAGAAGUUGGGUGUAAGUAAGAAAGGGGUGUUAUAAAAAUAGGCCCACCUCAAUAAACAGGAAAAUAUAUGACAGGUAUUCUCACUGAUUAAACUUAUAAGACUACUUGUUACUUUUUGAAGGUGUUCAUUGUAUGAUUCUAUGGCUUCUCUCAUGGUCACAGUCAUAGCCACUAGCCACUUCACUCCACUUCCUAAAUAUUGUAUCAUGUGUUUUGGGGACCUGCGACACAGGACUUAAGACAAGGGAGUAAAUUUGUUCUUUAUCAGCCUCCAGGUGUCACCAGCCUUAACUCCCAUGGUAUCAGCAUGGCAAGGGAAGCCCAUACCUGCACUACUUCUCCCUUCUCUCCCAAAUCCCCCAUCAUCUGAUGACCUGCUAAACCUGCCCCAAAAGUGUGUGACAAAGGGCUUACUUUCCUAUCAUUCCAUUUCCUGACACAAAUGAACACCAAGAAAACAUGGCCCUCAUCAUAUCCAUACAAUAUUACAUAUUACUUAAAUUCUUGAUUUUUCUGUUUUCUUUUUUUGACAUAGAGUCUCGCUCUUGUCCCCCAGGCUGGAGUGCAGUGGCGUGAUCUCAGCUCACUGCAACCUCCACCUCCAGGGUUCGAUUCUCCUGCCUCAGCCUCCCAAGUAGCUGAGAUUACAGGUACCCGCCAUCACGCCUGGCUAAUUUUUGUAUUUUUAGUAAAGAUGGGGUUUUACCAUGUUUGCCAGGCUGGUCUCGAACUCCCGACCUCCGGUGAUCCAUCCACCUCGGGCCCCAAAGUGCUGAGAUGACAGGCGUGAGCGCCCGGCCUCAAUGUUCUAUUUUCUAAGCUAAAAGGGUCUCUACAUUUAACUUGCAGCUUUUUUCAAGCUGUUAGUUAUGUUGUACUUUCAACCAUUACCUUUCUAAAGGAAUACUAGCUCUCUCUGAUAUCAUAUUGACUGCAUGAGAACAUAAUCCUUAUAAAAGCCUACUUCAACUCCACAUCAAAUUCACUUUCUUGUUAAGAAAAACAAGCAAGUAUAAAAAAAUUGGCAUGGCCAAGUGUAGUUCUUAUCUGGCUAAUAGUAUGAAAGUAGUUAGGUAAAAAUAAGAAAAAUGGUCUUAUUUUAAAUAAGAAAACCAGCAUUUCCAUCAAGGCCAUUCAAAAUAAGAGCUCCUUAAGUGUUUGCAAAGUACAUUCAGAAUGUUCUGGUUAAUGACAGAUAAAGCUCUGAGAAACAUUUAAAACCUAAAUGAAAAAGAAUAAAAUAAAAAUCUAUCUAAGCUACAUCAAAUAAAAACUUUGUCAGCCAAUAAGGCAAAUUCACCUUUCUAUCUGACCAAGCUGCCUCUCUCCUCAGACUUCCUUUCCCAGGACUAAAACCUCAGUCUCCUCUCCUCCCUCUCUACCCCACCCUGCAGUGAUCUUACUUCUGCAGUGGUUCUUAGCUAUUCCUCCCUUCCCAUGUAAUUUCAGAUCCUUAUUGCUUCUCACUUAAAAUGACUGCAAUCAUUCCUUAACUGGCUUCUCACCUUCCACUUUCUCUCCUAACCAAGCAAACUCCAAUGUUGGUAGAUUCACCUAAUACUGCCGAAUUGACAGCUCCUUGCCUUGUAUAACCAUGAGCUCUCCAAUGUUUACUUUAUUAAAAUCCCAGGGAGCAUCCAAGAUUUGGUCUCAAUCUUUUCCUCACAGAGACACCCAAGCCCCCAAAUUGCCUGACAGUCCCCCCCAAAAUUUCUCAUACUCCAAUUAUCUGUGUCAUCCCCCAAGCAUGCCACCUUGUAGCUCAUUCUGAAGAAGCUCCUAUUCACCCCACCACAGUCUGGAGCAUUACACUUCCCGGAUUCCCACAGGUUCUAACAGCACAUAGCAGGUGAUAAGAUUCCUUUUCAUUCCUGUACAAAGCAUAAAAUAUUCUCCAGGAUAAGAGCUGAGGAGGCAGCCUGUAAUUGAUAAAUAUUUGCUGUUAUAAUUUUUCAUAAAUACUUGAUCAAGAAAUAUUCACAUGGCCGGGUGCAGUGUUGUGCCCCUGUAGUCCUAGUUACUCAGGAGGCUGAUGCAACAGGAUUGCUUGAGCCAAGGAGUCUGGGACUGCAGCAAGCUAUGAUUAGACCUCUGAAUAACCACUGCACUCCAGCAUGGACAACGUAAGACGACCC